Molecule: messenger RNA, 2389 nt
Organism: Aedes aegypti (yellow fever mosquito)
Lineage: Eukaryota; Metazoa; Arthropoda; Insecta; Diptera; Culicidae
Product: zinc finger protein 91
Exons: 5
Coding region: 238-2115 (625 amino acids)
Biological process (GO): regulation of transcription by RNA polymerase II
Cellular component (GO): nucleus; chromosome
Molecular function (GO): zinc ion binding; chromatin insulator sequence binding
Source: RefSeq, a predicted model, not a curated record
ACAUGUCAAUCCUGAUUUAGUAGAAAUUUGUCAGCAGCAAAGCGAAACUUGAUUGAAUUUUCUAAUGUUUAAUACUAAAAAAUCUACAUUCAGAUCUUUCUUCAGUUGCCUCAGUCCAAUAAUAUGGUUUAUUUGAAACAAGAACCAGUGAUAGUGUUAUCGUAAAUUCGUAGAAUUUAAUCAGAUAAUGAACAACAUUAAAUUUUCGUUUGGUGUUAUAUGUGAUCUAGGAUAGUCAUGCCUGAUUGUCUAACGUGCGCCAAACCUGGCGAUGGCAAUGAUCAGCCGCUCGCAGUCGAUGCCAGGAAGGACAUCCAAAAUGCACUGUGCAAGCACUUUUGGUUUGCUGAAGAACAAUACCUCCACAGUUACAUUUGCCAUCCAUGUUGGCAGAAGAUUGAAGAUUUCCACCGGUUCUACUGUGAAGUGAGAGAACUGCACUUUCCCAAGCAGGAGAAACUUCUGGAACUUCUUCAAGGAUUUGAACUCAAUCCUCCUGAACAAAUGGACGAAUGCGGCGUAGCGGAAGACCAUGCAACCGAUGCGGAGACCGGUUUGAUCAAAUGUGAAGAUCUGCAGAUAGAAGUCGUUUCGGAUGAUUCUUCUGCACAGUUAGUUGAAGUCAUGGAAGCCCAGGACAAUAAAGAGCCUGCCGGCAAAGAUAAGAGCAAAGAGCAACGCGCAAAUGUGCGGCGUAAGAGCAGAGGACCUUUGCGUCGAGUGAGAUUGGGAAGCGAAGAUUUGAAUGCGGUACAGGAGUGGGUGUCGCAAAAUUUGACCCUAGAGUGUGAUACCUGUUCGCAACAGUGCCCAACCUUCGACGGUUUGCAACGGCAUUCCAUGAUGGAACACGCCAAGAAAGCGUUCGUGCUCUGCUGCUGUCUCAAGUUCUCGGAUAGCUAUCGAUUCGUGGACCAUAUCCGGUUCCAUAUGGAUCCGAACCAGUUCAAGUGCCCUCGGUGUUCCAGGCAGUUUGGCAAUCGGGGGCUACUGGGAAGACACACUCGAGCUUGUGGGACGAAAAGUUCGAACCAGCAGAAAGCAGCAGAUAGAUCUAGUUUAGUGGAAACUGAAAAUGUGGACAAUGGAACAAGUUCGGAUGCCGUGACGAACACAGAAGACAAACAUAACGAUAUGAAAUACGAAAUCGUGGACGAAGAGCAAAGUGACGGCGAGGAAGACUCCGAGCAGGAGAUUUAUUAUUCGAAAAAAUCAAGCGUUACGCAGCAUGAAAAAGUUGAUUUCGAUCCAAUAAGAUCAAAACUUAAAAGACUCACAAAACUGACCACUGAGGAAAAAAUUGAAAUUCAAAAAUAUGUUUCAACCAAUGUGAAGCUGGCAUGCGACACGUGCUCGGAGCGAUUUACAUCAUUCUAUGAGCUGCAGAAGCACUCGUUGAUGCAGCACCAAAAGCGUUCGCUUAUAAUAUGCUGUAAGCGAAAGUUUUUAGUGAGCUACAAGUUCAACGAUCAUAUACGGUACCAUUUGAAUCCGGAACGGUUCAAAUGUUUCGAAUGUUCCAAAAUAUACCCGGAUCGGUCAGCGCUGAACAGACACACGCAAUUCGUGCAUUCGAAGGCUAGUAAAAAGGUCUAUACUUGCCAAGUGUGCCAAUGUACAUUCCUGACGGAACAGAAUUUAACAAUACACGCAACAAUCCACGAAGAAACAGUUCCGGAUGAUAGUGACACUGCUAGUACGACUUGUUCUAAUAUAAGUAAACGUGAUGGCGAUGAGAUUAUUGCGAAGAACAUUACCCUGGAGUGCGACACGUGCAAGGAGAAGUUUGACACGUUCCUGGCUUUGCAAAGACAUUCCAUGGCCGCACACGAAAAACAAGCCUCUGUGUACUGCUGUGGCUUAAAAUUCGUCCAGAAGAAUAGACUACUCAGCCACAUCACGCGCCAUCUCGAUCAGUCCAAGUUCCAAUGCAAACUGUGUGACAAAGUCAUGUCCGAUCUGCCCAAUCUGAAAAACCACAUGGAAACGCACCUUGUGCCGGAAGAGGCCAAGACCUUCGAAUGCCCUCACUGCCCAAAGAUGUUUGUGAACCAGACGACCUUGAACUGUCACGUUCGGCGUCACAACUCCACGACGGCGGUCGUGAAUGUGUGAAUCAACUUUCCUACAAGUAUCGGAUAUGGAAUCAGAAAUGAGAAACUUGAUUGGAUUGAAGAAACCAAUGGCAUCGAACACGUAACAUUUGCAAAUGUUCAACUCGAAUGGUCAUCAGUGGACAAGUUCAAGCAAAAAGACGUGAUCUGCGUGUAAUGAAAUGAAUCGAGCGCAAGAUGGAACCACGUCCUUAAAUGUUGUCAGUUAAGGUCAGAUUGCAUCUUGAAGUACGUUUAGAAAGAUCAAUGCUAUAAAGUCUCAUUUAUACGUGUAA